Messenger RNA from Rhagoletis zephyria (snowberry fruit fly), 1949 nucleotides. RefSeq lists its product as uncharacterized. NCBI's taxonomy places the organism in Eukaryota, Metazoa, Arthropoda, Insecta, Diptera, Tephritidae. The record is from RefSeq and is a predicted model, not a curated record.
UUUGCUAAGGCUAAGGUAUGCAUGUAUGAAUGAGCCUUUGGCAAUGUGAGGGAAAGAUAUUGUUAAGCACAACAAUAAAAAGCGAUCAUUCCAAUAACCACUUUGCUUAAAUGCAUGUGAGAUACUACAGUUAUCGUUAAGAUAGUAGGUCAUCAAAAUUGUGACACAUAAAAUAAAAUUUUUUCUUAUAUUUCAAUUAAUAUUUGCUUAUACAAAUCAAAAGUUUUUAGCGCAAAAUUACUCGAGUUUUAACAAUAUAUGUUAUUGUGGAAAAGUAAAACAGUUUCAGGUACAUACAUACAUAUGUUGAAGUUUAACCCAUCACAAGAAGCGGUGGCCGGAAGUGCGGAACCACCACCUUCAACUACCUCCAUUGGAAGUAGCAAUGGCGUUGAAAUGAACACACAGUCGGAAGCGAAAAACACGAGUACGCGCGGUAGUACCCGAAAAUAUGGUCGUCAUGAUGCCGGCUGUUAUGAUGGCAUGUCUGACGAUGCGACCAACUUCAGCUCCAGCGCCGAAAGCCUCGCAUCAGCAAGAAGAUCGCACAGAAUGCGACAGGUAAGUGGAUGGAGGCCAACGGCCGCGAACGACAACGAUGGCGGCGUGUCAGACUGUAGUCAAUGUCGUAAACAUCGCAUGGCAAAGGCGAGACGUAAUCGGCGGCGGAAAUCACGUUCACGCAGUCGUCGCCGCCGCCAUUAGACUUAAGCGCUUCUUUUGAUCUUUUAAAAUUUUUGUCUCACAUUUAUUUCUUGUACAUUUAAUACGCGAAAUAAAGCGUACGUGAUAUACCUGUAUAACUACAUAGUACAUAUAUUUGGUCUUGAGUAUAUCGUUACCUUAAUAUUAAUAAGGAUAAGUCGCUGAAUUUAGCUGAAAUCCAGUGCCGCAGACUACCAUUUUUCGGUCCCCGACGAAGUCGAUCAGCCUCAGUCGAUUAUUUCAUCACAUAGAAUGUAUUUUCCGACAUUGGCGGCAAAUAUCCCUUCCCUGGCAUUGAAAUUGUCUAGCGAGAUUUUGUUAUGGCAACAGGAACCACACUCGUAGGUGCACUCCAAGCUCUCAUAUUUAAAAGUGAUCCUUGGAUGUCUCGUCCUCAUACGUCAGGGCAAGGACGCAAAUGUGCGAUAUAUUGAAAAUUUUGUUUGGAUGGGGCUUGCGGCGAGACACUACUGGGAUCAACAACAUAACUAAGCAAUGAAGUAUUUCUCCAACCACAUAUUCCACACCGUAUGCUGAGUCCAAUAAAGUCCUUUAAAGAGGAGAUAAACCAGUUUAGCAGAGGCACCUUCCGACGUGGCACACUUCUUGGCCCUCCCGUUGGUUGAGUUUUACGACAACGACUAAAUCGGUGGCCAAUCAUGUUAUCGGGAAAAAAGAAAACAAACAUUUUCGUUACAAAAAGGACGUUUUACAAUGUCAGCAUGGAGUUGAGAGUGCUUCAUCUUUUUUAUUUCAACGCAUGCUGAAAUAAUAACCGUGGUUGCAACGUGGGUGAGAUUGCAGUAGUAUUUGAACUUGGAAAAUAAUAAAUAAUAUUCCUCUGGUAUCUUCUUGAACAAACACAUUUGCUACUGUUCUAAAUUAAGCAAGGUCCGACGCAUUAUCUGAUUAACGAAAGUCAUAGAAGGAAAGUUACGCUACAUAUCAACUUAGAAACAAUCCGUGUAAAAUUACAUUGGUAUGACAACGACGACCAAACCUUGGUUUUGGUUGAUUUGCUACCUCCAACUCAUGUCGUUUUUCGAAAAUACAGAAAAUACUUUCAGAAAUUAGAAUGUAAUUUUUGGGGAUUUGAAUUAGGUGGAAUUCAUUGUUUUUAAAAAGUUUAGGUUUAUAAUUAGUAUGUAUUAUUUAAAUGCAUUAAUGAUAAGAGAAUGUGUGUAAUAAAGAUUAGGGAAUAGAGAAUAUGUGUAAUUGCGAUUCAAAACUAAAAUAUAAAUAAA